CCCGUAGGCUUUUAAGAAUUUAAUGAAAAUUUAAACGCCAUUUUUUGAUCUUUGAAAUGAUUCAAACUGAAUUUCUUCCAUUACUGAGUGAAAAUCUCUUUAUCUGAUCACCUUGCCUCUCCCAUCCCCACAGAGCCUGCUGUUCUCCACUACUUCUCAGCUGGAUCUCACACUUCGAGGAUGGGAACUUCUUUCUGAUGCUGGUGAUUAAAGAUUGGAUUUUCGAGGAUGGGGCUUAGAGAUAGUGUGGACAUGAAAGCGCUCAGAGCGAAGUUCAGAGUAGCAACUGUGGUUAUAAUAUCCAUAUGCAUUGGGCUUAUGGGGGUUUAUUAUCUGUUGAAGCCAGUUGUAAAUGGUUGUGUGAUGACGUAUAUGUACCCGACAUACAUUCCUAUCCCCACGCCGAAGAAUGUGUCGACAACAAAAUAUGGGUUAUUUUUGUACCAUGAAGGCUGGAGAAAGAUUGAUUAUGAUGAUCACCUUAAGAAGAUUAAUGGUGUGCCAGUUCUUUUCAUCCCAGGCAAUGGUGGAAGCUACAAACAGGUCAGAUCCAUUGGUGCAGAAUCUGAUAGGGCUUAUCAAGGAGGUCCACUUGAAUGGAACUCUAACCAGGCUUAUCCACAAUUGGGAGAGGGCGUGGAUAUUGAUUUGAAUAACAUUUUGUUACCCAGUCAAUAUACUUCCAUGCUUGAUUGGUAUGCAGUGGAUCUUGAAGGUGAACAUUCUGCAAUGGAUGGUCGGAUUCUUCAAGAACACUCGGAAUAUGUAGUAUAUGCCAUUCACACGAUUUUGGAUCUUUACAAAGAAGCACAUGAUGCACGAGCAAAAGGCCGUCCCCCUAAAAGUGUGAUAUUGGUUGGUCACUCAAUGGGUGGUUUUGUUGCUAGGGCUGCAGUAGUGCACCCCCAUUUGAGAAAGUUUGCUGUUGAAACUAUUCUGACGCUCUCCACACCCCACCAGUCUCCCCCUGUGGCAUUACAGCCAUCCUUGGGCCACUAUUAUGCACAAGUAAAUCAGGAAUGGAGGAAAGGAUAUGAGGUCCAAACCUCUCGAACUGGACGCCACUUGUCUGAUCCUUUGCUUUCCCAUGUCAUCAUCGUCUCCAUUUCUGGUGGUUAUAAUGAUUACCAGGUACGCUCGAAAUUAGAAUCCCUUGAUGGAAUUGUUCCUCCCACACAUGGCUUUUUCAUAAGUAGCACUGGUAUGAGAAACGUGUGGUUGUCAAUGGAGCACCAGGUUAUCUUAUGGUGUAAUCAGCUAGUUGUGCAAAUGUCUCACACUCUCCUCAGUUUGAUAGACAUGAAGACAAGUCAACCUUUAAAUGAUGUGCGGCAAAGACUUGGAAUAUUUAAGAAGAUGCUUGAUAGUGGAAUUCCGAAGAACUUUGCAUCCACAGAAUUGCAACUAGCACAUAAAUCUGACCAUAUCCAUGAUAUAAAAGAGAAAGUGAAUCCUGAAGGAUUGGGUUCUGGAGUAUCGGGUUGCCCAAGUAGUAGCCAAUGGAGCGAUGAUGGACUUGAAAGAGACCUGUACAUCCAAACCAGUACUGUCACUGUUUUAGCUAUGGAUGGGAGAAGACGAUGGUUGGACAUUCAAAAACUGGGUCAGGAUGGAAAAAACCACUUUGCUUUCGUCACAAAUCUUUCACCUUGUUCUGGUGUGCGACUGCAUCUUUGGCGAGAGAAGGGAACUUCAGCUUCAGAAGUUUCAAUGAACAAACAGGUUGUUGAAGUCACAGCUAAAAUGGUCCACGUUCCAUCUGGACCAGCCCCAAGGCAGAUUGAGCCAGGUAGUCAAACUGAACAAGCUCCUCCAUCUGCUAUAUUUUGGUUGGGUCCUCAAGAUAUGCAUGGCUUUCGGUUUCUGACAAUUUCUGUGGCUCCUCGUCCGACUGUUUCGGGGAGACCCCCACCAGCCGCGUCCAUGGGAGUCGGACAAUUUUUCAAUCCAAAGGAUGGGGAGAAAAUUUUCUCUUCUUACCAGUUGAUCAGUUCAUUAUACACAGAACAGCAGGAUAUGACUUUGAAGGAAGAUCAUCCUCUUGCUCUCAGUCUUACAUUCUCUGCUAGCUUAGGUCUUCUCCCUGUUUCUUUAUCCAUCACAACAACUGGCUGUGGGAUUAAAAAAUCGGAAUUUCCCAUUGAAGAGUCUGGAGAUGAGGAAACAAGUAGACUUUGUAAGAGGCGCUGUUUCCCACCUGUCGCACUUGUUUGGGAUGCGACAUCUGGCCUACAUGUAUUUCCUAAUUUGUAUUCUGAAACAAUUGUUGUUGAUUCUUCUCCGGCACUCUGGACUUCUUCUCAAGAUUCUGACAAGACGACUGUUUUGUUACUGAUAGACCCACAUUGCUCUUACACAAGUACUAUUGGUGUUUCUGUUACUGCUAGCACUGGUAGAUUCUUGCUUUUAUACUUCUCUCAGAUCAGUGGUCUAUGCUUUGCUGUUGCAUUUUUCGCUCUGAUGCGGCAAGCAUAUGCAUGGGAACUUGAUCAGCCUAUACCAUCUCUGCUAUCUGCUGUUGAAUCAAACUUGAGAAUCCCUGGGGCAUUCUUCUCCCUUGCCAUAUUGCCAAUUUUCUUUGCCAUUCUCUUGUCUUGCCUAAGCUCUCAAGCCCUUCCUCCAAUUAUAAGUUUCCCAAUUGUCUCAAUCCUUUGUUAUGUUUUUGCAAAUGGCGCGAUAGUUCUGUUGAUAUUACUUUCCCAAAUGCUGUUUUAUGUGGCUGGCCUUCUCCAUGUAGCUGUCAAGAAAUGGUGGCAAGUUUGUGAAAGGAACUUUUCCUUUCAUUUUCUCCAGCGGUUCAUAAAUAUAACCUCCAGCUUUGCAUCUAUUAAGGUGGUAAGGAUUUUGAUGGCGAAUCCUCUCCUUAUUACGUCAUGGCUUGCUAUUACGUUGGUGUGUCUUGUGCAUCCAGCACUCGGUCUGUUUGUAUUGCUCUUAUCACAUGUUCUAUGUUGCCACAGCGCACUGUCCAGUUUUUUGAUGGCUUCAUUUCGCAGCCAUGUCCAGACCAAGGAGUUUUAUGAAUCUGGAAGUGAAGGCGAAGGUAGUUACGAUAAUAAUAGCAAGUUGUUCCCGACAAAUGAGACGCGUAGUGGUAGCCCCAAAUACAGAAGAAGCUAUGGCGAUGCACAAUUAGAGAUCUUCCACCACCGGCAUGGGUUACUUGUUUUACAUUUGCUCGCAGCAUUAAUGUUUGUCCCUUCACUUGUGGCCUGGCUUCAGCGGAUUGGUAUUGGGCAUAGGCUUCCGUGGUUAUGGGAUUCUAUACUUAGCAUGGGAGUGGUGCUGCAUGGUUUAUGCAAUUCAAAGCCCGAAUUCAGCUUCUAUCUCUUUCCCAUCGGAUCCUGGGAAAUCCAACUAAGCUUUGUUUAUCUGCUUGCUGGAUUUUAUUCCUAUCUUUCAGCUUUGGCAUUAGCUCCGUAUAGAGUGUUUUAUGCAAUGGCUACCAUCGGACUCGUCUCCUUUGCCUUCAGACUCAUACAGAGGAACAACGGCGACACAUAUCACCGGACCAGAAAACAUUCCCAUAGACAUUGAUUACAACUCAGAACUAACUCUGAGAUGUUGUACGAAUGUGUAUUUCUUGCUUCAUUAUUAAAUUUUGAUAGAAAUUAAUUCCUUAGGCUUUCUUGUCUAGUCUCUAAUUUUGGCACAAGUUUUGAACUAAGUUUGAGAUUUUUUUUAUCUACUGAAUAUGCAUUGUAAAAUUUUAUUUUCUUAUUAUUUUAGUUUAUUUUGCGACUAA
Salvia miltiorrhiza (redroot sage) is the source of this 3745-nucleotide messenger RNA. RefSeq lists its product as uncharacterized. Lineage: Eukaryota; Viridiplantae; Streptophyta; Magnoliopsida; Lamiales; Lamiaceae. Gene Ontology annotation, molecular function: hydrolase activity, acting on ester bonds. The record is from RefSeq and is a predicted model, not a curated record. Bases 229 to 3537 code for a protein of 1102 amino acids. The transcript has 19 exons.